Molecule: messenger RNA, 1026 nt
Organism: Moneuplotes crassus
Lineage: Eukaryota; Ciliophora; Spirotrichea; Euplotida; Euplotidae
Source: the annotation of a GenBank genome assembly
AUGGGGUUGGUAAGAGAGAGUACCAAGAAAUCAAGUUUUAGAAUCUUUUUCUUCUUGAAACGGCAGUUUUGUCAAGAACCUGAAGGAAAUGUUGCAGAGGGCCUUCUAGAAGACCUUUUUGCUGAAAAUAUGUUAAAAAGUUCAGCAAAGUUCUUUGCAAAUGUGAGUCUGACUUUCCAGUUUUUGUCUUUGCUGGUGACCAAGAGGGGACUUAUAACGUGGAGUUGGUUUUCUUCCUUUGUCAGAUACUUCGCAAUUGGGAUCAGACUCUUGAUGCACAAUAUUCUGAUUUGGUCUUGCCCUUCUUUGGCCAGCUUUUUUUAGAAUGGGGAAGAUUUCUUUGAUCACAUAUGGCUUUUCAACAUGAGUAGCAAACUCUCCGAACCUUUUAGAUCCGGCUUUCCAAACAAUUGGAGUAUCCUCAAUUGGAGUAUCCUCAUUUCACAGUUCUAAGAAUUUCUUCCUGAGGUCUUCUUUGUGAGAUCCUGCACUUUCGUAUGCUUUCGAAAACAAGCUGCAUGCUGAAACUCUUCCAGGGAACCAGCCACUGCUUGAAAGCCUGAAUAUUAAUGGAAUGAACAAAUCCUGCAUAUCUGACUCGCUCAUGGCCUUGCACACAUUCCUCAAUGAAUUGGCUGCUUGCUCUCUGACAACAAUUUCGUCGCUCUGGGCGAGUUUCUCUAGAGCUUCAAGGAGGUUGGCGGAGUCAAACAUACUGCAAAUGUCGGGCUUUCCUAAUUCCUUGGCAAUGGCAAACAAGACUUCGUCUCACUCAGUAUCAAUAAGAUUUUGGAGGAAAGGAAACAUGUCUGAUUUAAUUUCGUUUAGGGAGAUGGACAAGAGCACGAUCUUCAAUCUGUAGAUAGCUUUGACUUCCAAAUAAGUUUCUUCCAUUCAAAGCAGAUGAGGAUGAAAUACCUCCAAGUUCUUCUCAAAAUGUUAAGUGCAUGAGCAUCUUUGAUAUUUCUUAUUGUCUAAUUUGCUGACAGUGAACUAAACUCAGAAAUAUCUAGAAAAGAGUAUAUU